AUGAGGGGCGGCAAGCUGUGCCGGCGAAGCUCGCCCCCGGCCCUGCGCCUGGGCCUGGCACCCCUGCUGGUUCUGCUCUGGGCCGGGCUGGGCGGCAGGGCGGACGAGGGGCCUUGGGGCUUCCAAGGCUGCAAGCAGCAGCUGAACGUGUCAGUGCUGGGGGCGCUGCCCGGGGCGGGCUGGGACAACCUGCGCAACGUGGAGCUGGGGCUGGUGCUCGGGCGCGCCUACUCGCAGUGUCUGACCACCGAGGACGGCGAGUACCUCAUCCCCGACGGCAUGCUGGCGGUGCCGCGGCGCGAGAGCCUGGUGCAGACCCGCGCCGACCUGAUGGACAGCUGGGUCAACUACACCGACACCUGGGCAGCCUCGGUCAAUGCCGAGUUCUCCUUCCUCUCCUUCCUCAACGGCAAGUUCUCCGUGGAAUGCCAGAACGUCCGGAGGUACAGCCUGCAGUACCAGACGAUCACCACCCGCGUGCAGCGGCGGCACAGCAUCUACUCCGUGAGGGUCCGGGGGAACCCCGACUUGCACCCCGACUUCCGGCAGCGCCUGCUGACCCUCAGCGACCACCUGGAGAACAACCAGACCCUCGAGGCGGAGUACUUGGCGGAGAUGCUCGUGUUCACAUACGGCACGCACGUCCUCACCGAGGUGGAGGUGGGGGCCACCCUGGUGCAGGAGGACCAGGUGAGUCGGGAGCUUGUGGGCCAUGAGGACAGGAACAGGCUCAACGUCACCUUCGCCGCCUCCGCCUUGUUCGCUCGGAAGAUCGGGGUGGGCGACGUGGUGUCCUGGGACAAGCAGAGACAGUGGGUGCAGGCGUACCAGCAGGGCACGGUGGCCUCCAAGAUACACAGCCGCGGGGGCCCGCCCUUCUACGAGGGCCUCACCCUGCAGAAGUGGCAGGAAGGCGUCGCCAACCGGCUGGUGGCCAUCGACCGCUCGGGCCUGCCGCUGCCCGCGCUGCUGCAGCCCGAGGCGCUGCCCGAGCUCCCGGCGCCCGCCGUGCGGCGCGUGGAGGCGGCCGUGAGCCGCGCCAUCGGCCGCUACUACGCAGUCAACAUGCACCCCGGAUGCGUGAAGCGCGGGGCCCCCAACUUCGACCCGCUGGCCAACGUGGACGACGGCUCGUGCACUGACGGCCAGCACGCCAACUUCAGCUUCGGGGGCGUCUUCCAGGAGUGCGAGGCGAUCACGGGCCCCGAGGGUGGCCGCCUGUGCGCGCCCUACACCAUCCUGAACCCGCUCACCGGCCGGACCUCCUGCCCCGCCAACUACACGGCCAGCCUGCUGGGCAGCGAGGUCAAGGUGUGGAGCGAGAGGAGCUACCAGUGCUGGCCGCGCUGCGAGAAGUGCUGGCUGAUCUUCACCUGCUGCCACCGGAUGUGCGGCUACUGGGAGGUGCAGCGCGUAGUGCGCGUCAACGCGUCCUGGUGCGCGCCCUCGGGGGCCGCCCCGACGGCCGCGGCCGGCCUGCUCUUCGGAGGCCUCUACAGCCCCGGCCGCCCCAACGCCCGCACCGGCGCCCAGGCCUGCCCCUCGUCCUUCUUCCCGCUGACCCUCCUGGGUGACCUCAAGGUGUGCGUCAGCAGUGACUGGGAGCUGGGCGCGGCCCACGCGGUCCCCUUCGGGGGUUUCUUCAGCUGCAGGUGGGCAACCCCUUGGCGGCCCGGGCGAGGGGCCAGGACCCCGAAUUGA
This is a messenger RNA of Capra hircus (goat), 1701 nucleotides long. RefSeq names its product macrophage-expressed gene 1 protein-like. The transcript has a single exon. NCBI's taxonomy places the organism in Eukaryota, Metazoa, Chordata, Mammalia, Artiodactyla, Bovidae. The record is from RefSeq and is a predicted model, not a curated record. Bases 1 to 1701 code for a protein of 566 amino acids.